Molecule: messenger RNA, 366 nt
Organism: Nezara viridula (southern green stink bug)
Lineage: Eukaryota; Metazoa; Arthropoda; Insecta; Hemiptera; Pentatomidae
Source: the annotation of a GenBank genome assembly
AUGUACGGCCUGUACUCUUCGCUAAGCGGCGGGCUGGCCUACGCAGUGCUGGGUACCGUGAGGCAGAUCACUAUAGGACCUUCGGCCAUCCUGUCGUUGAUGACCUUCUAUUACGCUGCCGAAGACCCAGCAGCUGUGGCCAUUCUCACCUUCUUCUCAGGCAUAAUCCAAACAGCAUUUGGUGUGUUCAGACUCGACAUUUCCUUGGAUCUUUCCUAUCCGAAACGAUCAACACCCGUAACCCUUCCUACAUCUACAGUUUCCUACAGUUCAAACCCGUGGUCCACUCCCAGUAAACAAGAUCCCGUGUUUCCGACCUUUAUAUCCCUUCUCAUAGAACUAAGACAUUUGAAUAUUCCUUUAUAG